CAAGGCCUCCCAAUGGAGCUCCAAGAAAACGAACGCGAGGGUCUGGCUCUACUCGGCCCUGCUCACCCUGCAAUAUGGAGCUCAGCCUUUGAUCUCCAAGCGCUUCAUCGGGGAUUUGAGCUUUUGGCGUAGUUUUGGAUGGAUAAGAUUAGCAAGGAGUUGAGAGGUGAUUCGGUGGUUCAAUUAAAAAUAUUGAAGUGACUGUUGGAAGCCUUGAAAGGAAAAGAAGUUAUUGUGACAUCAUCUGUUUUGAUGUGCGAGAUAGCAAAGGUAAUAUGUGCCUUAAUUGUCAUGGCAAAAGAUGGCAGUUUAGAGAAAGUUUACAAUGAGUGGACUUUGGUUGGUGCGUUGACUGCAUCAGGACUUCCUGCUGCAAUAUAUGCACUGCAAAAUAGUCUACUGCAGAUUUCUUACAAGAAUCUUGAUUCACUCACCUUCUCAAUACUGAACCAGACAAAAAUAAUUUUCACUGCUUUGUUUACAUACUUGAUUUUGAGGCAGAAGCAAUCAAUUCAACAAAUUGGGGCCCUAUUCUUGUUGAUAGUUGCAGCUGUUCUCCUAAGCAUAGGUGAAGGCUCUAGGAAAGGAUCUAGAAGUGGUAGCUCUGAUCAAAUAUUAUUUUAUGGAAUCAUUCCUGUAUUGGUUGCUUCUUUACUCUCAGGACUGGCUUCUGCUUUAUGUCAAUGGGCUUCUCAGGUUAAGAAACACUCAUCAUACUUGAUGACUGUAGAAAUGUCUUUUGUUGGAAGCCUGUGCUUGUUGAUUAGUACCUCUAAGUCUCCAGAUGGAGAAGCUAUCAGACGGCACGGAUUCUUAUAUGGUUGGACUCCUCUCACUUUGAUACCAGUUCUAUCCAAUGCCUUCGGUGGAAUUCUUGUUGGGCUAGUUACAAGCCAUGCCGGAGGUGUUAGAAAGGGGUUUGUCAUUGUUUCUGCACUUAUUGCCACGGCUUUGCUGCAGUUCGUUUUUGAAGGGAAACCGCCUUCAUUUUUCUGUCUUGUGGCUCUGCCACUGGUGCUUUGUAGCAUUUCAAUAUACCAGAAAUACCCGUACCAAGUUAAAAAGAAGGAAUCAUAAAUUGUCACCAUGUUAGCACGAGGGAAGCUGUUUGAUUAGCCCCUCAGCAAUUGAUAGGGUUUUUCUCAAGUGUUUCGUCAGGUACAUUAUGAUUUAUUUUUCCUUUUUGAGAGAGUCGGGUACACUUAAUGAAGGGAAUUGAGAAGGCUUUCUAUGAUGCUUUCAUCAAAUCCGCAAGGAUUUUGCUAUUUUUAUGAGCAGUGACAAUCUUCUUCUAAGAUGUUCAAUUUCAUUUUACUGUGUAAUAAGAAGAAUGGCUGUAUCAGUACGAGCUUUAGAUAGCAAGAAGAAAUCAGAUAAAUCAUAAAUACAUUUAGAAUCCAUAGAA
Messenger RNA from Juglans regia (Persian walnut), 1405 nucleotides. RefSeq names its product UDP-N-acetylglucosamine transporter ROCK1. Gene Ontology annotation, cellular component: Golgi membrane. Gene Ontology annotation, biological process: pyrimidine nucleotide-sugar transmembrane transport. The record is from RefSeq and is a predicted model, not a curated record. Lineage: Eukaryota; Viridiplantae; Streptophyta; Magnoliopsida; Fagales; Juglandaceae. The transcript is spliced from 8 exons. The coding region runs from base 253 to 1077 and encodes 274 amino acids. Gene Ontology annotation, molecular function: pyrimidine nucleotide-sugar transmembrane transporter activity.